Molecule: messenger RNA, 2570 nt
Organism: Harpegnathos saltator (Jerdon's jumping ant)
Lineage: Eukaryota; Metazoa; Arthropoda; Insecta; Hymenoptera; Formicidae
Product: hsp70-Hsp90 organizing protein 3-like
Exons: 5
Coding region: 386-1114 (242 amino acids)
Molecular function (GO): Hsp90 protein binding
Source: RefSeq, a predicted model, not a curated record
GGCGCACGUAACGAGGCGGAGCGCCUCUUAGCAUCGAGUAGAUUCCGCACGGUUAUAUAAUGAACCGAGAAUGAACGGCUCUGUUCGUCAAGGAGAGACAAACGAAAGAUACGAGAGAACCGCGAAUGUCAUCUGUUCGUCGGCCGAACAUCGCCCAUCUCUGAUUGCAUGUCAACGUACGCGCGCAUGCACCCACCGGUCAGUGGACAUGACAGGUGGUGUUCGUCUGCUUCUGAUCGGCGAUUCUAAUCGAUGUCUAAUCGAAGGGACAUCGCCACGGUGAUUUAGACGAGAAUGAGCAGCCGGACCGCCGCAGUUCCCUCCCGCGAGGAAUAAAAGCGAGCACGAUUUUCCUCAGACGUCCCUGCCUCGGAGAGCGAGAACUAUGAACGCCCGGGAGGCGGAGGUGGACAAUCUUAAGCAGCAGGGAAAUGCCUGCGUGAAAGAGCAGAAGUAUGAGAAGGCGAUGUUUCAUUACACACAUGCGAUCAAGCUGGAUCCACAGAACUAUUCCCUCUACAGCAACAGAUCCUUUGCUUUCUUAAUGAUGAGACAGUACCACUAUGCCAUGGAGGAUGCCCUGAUGACUAUUCAGUUGAAGCCUGACUGGUCUAAGGGCUACUUUAGGAAAGGCGAGGUUGAACUGAGAACAUUCCGCUUCAACGAUGCACUUCAGUCUUACAACAAAGCCCUCUCCCUGCAGCCAAGCGAAUCUAGGAUCCUAGAGGCUAUGAACAAAGCGUCCAAAUCACUGAUUAAAGACAAAAGAGCUGACCAGCAGAUCCCGUGGCUUGGAGCCGGCGUCGGUAUUAUCCUGGGAGUCAUAGUUGUGAUCGCCGAUUACGUCUUCACAAACAAGCCCACUCUAACGCAUCCUUUGCUAAUGGCGCUACUGACGAUGUCCAUAUCCAUGCUCGGCUUUGGCAUCGCGAAAGGGUUUCGCUACUUCGUGAAAUGCCAAAGAAGGAACCUACUGGAGCCGCCCGUCGAUCUUUUCCCCGAGGAGAAGGAGGACUACGAGAAUAUCGACACGGAGAGAAGCAACGAGAAGGAGAAGCACCCCAAGUAUAGCAAGGCCCAAGCGAGGCAGCGAUUCCGCAAAGGGAAAUCGUAGUGCAUCUCGAUGAUCUGUCGGUGCGCGUGCUCGAGCACGUCGGAUCGGGAGAUUCAGUAAGCGUUUCGUCAGCCAGGUGCAUAAAAAUAACACGUGACGAACGUCUGGCUGUGAAUCGCGUCAUUGUCUCUCAUCGAACGUUACUACUGUUAUCUCUCUCUCUCUCUCUCUCUUCCUUCCAGAAAGAGCCUCUAAAUACUCCCUCCGUCACUUCGCAUAUAGUACACGUUGCAUUCGAUUAUCGCGGAGGAGCAGAAAAGUCUCCUUGAGACGAAUAUUCGUCUCUGGAUAAAAUUCGAUCGAAGGCUCGCAUCGAAUCGAUCGGAGGAUCGACGGGACAUUGACGAUGGCACAUGACACUUGGCGAGAAAACGAUCCACGAAGAAGAUGGGAACACUUUAAAGCUGGAAGCUUCGCGCUUUCGAAAGCUUCGUUGAGCUUCCCCCAUGAAGUGGCGCGAAAAAUUGGCAAAAAAGAGCUUGCAGGGAGAACCUUUCUUUUUUCUUGUUAAUUUUUUCUUUAACUCGAUCUUAAUCGGCUCGAGGCAGUUUGAGAGCUUCAAGCCUCCUCCUCUCGAAAAUGAAUUCUCUUCGCGAAUGAAAUUACGAUCUUUUUUCAGCGAGUUAACGCGGCCUUUAAAACAAGCGAGUAAAAUCGCCGCCAAUGGAAAUUCACAGCGUGCCGUCUUGGUUCUCGCGGAGAUUGCAAGAUUUCCAGAUUCGAUGAGCGAGCCAGUAACAGCAAUCGCGCGUCGUCGAAACUCUCGAAGCGAGAAACGCAAGCUCGUUAACAAUCGCGUACACGCGGCGGAUAGAAAGUUCGAUUAUCGCGCGAGUCACGAGUACAGUGUGCGAAGAUAUUUUUUUCCUAAGAUUAUCCGCAGGUUCAGCGGGAUUAGCAGGAAUAUCGUGUUUGACACUCGCAUUCCUUACGACUCACUUGAUAGAUAAAACCCGGCGAGAAACGUCGUCUUUAAAGAUUCGCACUCGUCCUUGUGAUUCUCAUACAACGAAGUACACGCUCGUGUGUCGGGUUUAGCAUUUAAGAAAUAAAAUGACGCACUUUCUCUACACCUUUUUGCACUGUACGCGGUAUAUAGGUAUAUCGAAGGUGCGCCUAGCGCAUCGCGCCGUAGGAUCUCGAUUAAAAUAUUAAUGUAUUGAAUCAAGUCUUCGAUAUCGCGGGAGGCUUUCGUCCCGUCCCCGUCGAGCUCUCGCGGGAACUAAGACUCUACUCUUAUUACUAUAGUUUGUGAGUUGACAGUUUAUCGAUUACUUAUUCACGAUUCGAAUAUACCGAUUAUUAAUCGCCACACACACACACACACACACACACACACACACACACACAAACACAUACAUACACACACACUCGUAUCCCCGCCAACUGUGAAUCGCGCGAGCUCCGCUCGCGACGUCGCAUGAUUAUUCAAUAAAGAGGAAAUUAACAAGUCAAA